Molecule: messenger RNA, 4227 nt
Organism: Pleurotus ostreatus (oyster mushroom)
Lineage: Eukaryota; Fungi; Basidiomycota; Agaricomycetes; Agaricales; Pleurotaceae
Gene: POL1
Product: DNA-directed DNA polymerase alpha catalytic subunit pol1
Exons: 19
Coding region: 1-4227 (1408 amino acids)
Biological process (GO): DNA replication; lagging strand elongation; leading strand elongation
Cellular component (GO): alpha DNA polymerase:primase complex
Molecular function (GO): purine nucleotide binding; single-stranded DNA binding; chromatin binding
Source: RefSeq, a predicted model, not a curated record
AUGGAGCGACGUUCAAGACGCGGGGAAAAAACCAAGGAAGAGAUCCGUCAAGAAUACUUGCGCGUGCGGGCUGGCGGUCGUCGCCAACUUAAGGAUUACGAGGACAAGAUCUACGAUGAAGUUUCGGAAGACCAGUAUAAAGCUGUUGUAAAGGGGAGACUACAAGAGGACGACUUUGUCGUCGACGAUGGCGUUGGCGGUUAUGUGGACAAUGGUAUGGAUGAAUAUGGUCAGGAAGACGAAUUUGUAUCAGACGUGGAGGAGAAGCGCGUGGAUAAGAAGCGCAAAACGAAGAAAGAAAUUCGUAAAGCAAAGCCUGCCCCACCACCCCCAGCUGCGCCCUCAAUAAGUGCCUACAGACCCGCAGUGACCGCUGAACAGGAGAACGACUUGAUGGCGUCUCUUUUGGGAAGCAUGGAUGCCUUCCCCAUCAUGACGCCCUCAAAGCCUCGCAAACGCAAACCCGAACCCGCGUUUUCUUCGUAUCCUGCUCGACCAUACGACGAGGCUUCUUCUGAUUACUACAGUGAUGGCCCCUUGGGCGCAUCAAGCGACGAUUUCCCCAUGAGUCCAGCCAAGCGUAUCAAGACCGAUGCGCCAGACAUGACCCCAGAUGUGGACAAACUUGCCGAGUUGAAUGUGCACAGCGACUACGACUUUUCUGACGUGGAUAUGGAUCAGUUUAUGGACAUGGACGACUUGGAGGAGGAGAUCAAGCCCGUAGUGAAGAGGAAGACAGCUCAGAAUGCCGCCAAGAAGGAGGAAACUAUCAACGCCUCUUGGAUGUCCUUCCGGGACAAUCUUAAUGUCGUCGAUGAAUCUCCAACGAAGGCCUCGUCGUCUACCAACAAACAUAGCGACAUCUCCGCGCUGGAAUCGGACGGUUCGCUUCGGUUCUACUGGCUAGAUUACGUCGAGCAGGCAGGUCGGGUCUACUUGGUCGGGAAACUCAGAGACAAGGCCAGCGGAGGUUGGGUAUCUUGCUGCGUAACUGUCGAAAAUCUGGAACGCAAUCUUUACGUCCUCCCGCGAGAGAAACGCGCGGAGUAUGUGGAUGGAGACUUGGUUGAGACCGACGAGCUCACAGAUUUGGACGACGUGUAUACUGACUUCGACUAUGUGCGAAAGCAAAUGAAGAUCAAGACCUGGAAGGGAAAAUUCGUCAACCGAAACUACGUCUUCGGUAAACCAGGCGUUCCUCGCGAGACGAAGUGGCUCAAGGUCGUGUACCCUUUCACGGAACCCGAAAUACCUAGCUCCGCUUGCAGCGCAAACAUCUCUUGUGUCUUAGGUACUUCUACAAGUGCAUUCGAACUCCUUGUCAUCAAACGGAAAAUUAUGGGACCUUGCUGGCUAGAAAUCAAGAAUCCUCAAGUUGACAACAAGGGGGUAUCAUGGUGCAAGUUCGAAGCCACCGUGUCCGAUCCCAAAGACCUAAAUCCGUUCGCGGAGUCAGACUCUGAAGCACCAAAAGAUAUACCUCCGCUCACAGUCAUGAGCCUGAGCCUACGCACGAUCGUCAACCACAGGGAUAAUAAAUGUGAGAUUGUUUGUGCGACGGCUAGGAUUUGGAAGAGCAUGGACAUUGAUGAUCAAACGCCUCCCGAGCAGCAGCCAUGUAGUGUUCAUACUUUCGUUCGCCCUCUGGAUGGCUUCCCUCCCAAUUUUGAGCAAAAGGCUAGGGAAAAUCCCAAGUGCCUCAUUACUUCCGUCAAGAACGAGCGAAUGCUGCUCAAUAGCCUACUGGUUACCAUCUACAAAGCUGAUCCAGAUGUGAUCGUUGGUCACGACUUUCUGGGCGUGUCUUUGGAUGUCCUUCUCAAUCGUAUGAAGGAGCUUAAGGCCGACCAUUGGUCCCGUAUUGGUCGUUUCAGGCGAAGCAAGUGGCCAUCGAUAGGGAGGCAGGGAAGCAACUUGCGUUUCUUGAAUGGACGUAUGUUGUGUGACCUUUCGGGCGACGGCGCAAAGGGCUUGAUCAUGUCUACGACAUGGUCAUUGACAGAGCUGUGCAAAACCUUCCUGAAAGUCGACAGGCAAGACAUUGAUCCCGAUGACACGGCGGGAUACUUCGACUCAAGCGUCAGUUCCUCUGACCGCUUACUGACCUUCGUGAGACAUUGCGAAAUGGAUUCCCAUUUCCAGAUGGCAAUCGCCAUGGACGUGCAAAUGUUACCGUUAACGAAGCAACUAACGAAUCUCGCAGGAAACUCUUGGAACAAGACGCUAAAUGGAGGUCGUGCCGAGCGAAACGAAUACAUUCUACUGCACGAGUUCCAUCGUCUAAAGUAUAUCUGCCCGGAUAAGUGGGGUCAGAAGAACGCACCUACACCACCGAAAGAACCCGAACUUGAUGAGAAUGGGCAACCGAUCAAGGCGAAAAAGGAUACCUAUAAGGGUGGUCUGGUCUUCGAGCCCAAACGAGGCUUGUGGGAUAGAUAUAUCCUGGUCAUGGACUUCAACUCGCUUUAUCCGAGUAUCAUACAGGAGUAUAACAUCGAUUUCACCACGGUGGAUGAGAAUGCAGAAAGCAAAAAUGAAGACGGUGUUCCCGAGCCUCCUCCACCUGGUACAACACAGGGCGUUCUUCCACGACUCAUCGCUACCCUUGUCAAUCGGCGUCGUCAAGUCAAAGCCCUCAUGAAAGACAGGAACGUGCCGCAGCACAAGCGAGUGCAGUACGAUAUCAAGCAGAUGGCCCUGAAGCUCACCGCGAAUAGUAUGUACGGAUGUCUAGGCUUCGAGCACUCGCGGUUUUACGCGAAGCCUCUUGCCGCGUUGACAACACACAUGGGUCGUGAAAUUCUCAUGCAAACGAAAGCCCUCGCAGAGAACCUGGGCUUGGAGGUUGUUUACGGCGACACGGAUUCUAUCUUCGUAAACUCCAAUGAAACUGAAUACGAAAAAGCCAUUGCCAUAUCCUUCCAACUCAAGCGCGCCGUCAACGACAAGUACAAACUACUUGAAAUUGACUUGGACAGUGUCUUUGAGCGGCUGUUACUUCUGCAAAAGAAGAAAUAUGCCGCCUUAAAAGUAGAGGACAAGACCCGAAGGGUAGUUGAGGUUAAGGGAUUGGAUAUGAAACGAAGGGAGUACUGUCAGCUAUCUAAAGAUGUCUCUCAGUACUUGCUUGAUCAAAUACUCUCCGGCGAACCGACAGAGAUCGUGGUAGAUAAGAUCCAUGAAUACCUCACAACAAUGGGGGAGAACAUUCGAGGCGGACGAGUAAAGGUCGACGAUUUCAUCAUAUUCAAGAGAUUGGGCAAAAAUCCUGAUGACUACAACGACGCGACGGCGAAGACCCUGCCACAUGUUCAUGUUGCGAAAAAGAUGAAAAGCAAGGGUGGAUCAGCACGAAUGGGCGAUGUUAUCCCCUACAUCUUCUGUAGAGAAAUUGGCGACGUUGAUGGCAAUCCCUCGACAUCACAAGCUGAACGAGCAAAGCAUCCGGAUGACCUAAGAAAGGACGAGUCGACGCUGAUAAUAGACUAUGAGUACUAUAUAGCGCAUCAGAUCCUUCCGCCUAUCCAGCGACUCUGUGAACAUAUUGAAGGAACAGACAAAUCAAGGCUUGCUGAAUCCUUAGGUUUAGACCCCAACCGCUACUCCUACUCCCAGACCCAGAUGGGGGAGGGUGGUAUGGAAGCGGCCUUUUCUCCCUUGGACGCGCAAAUAUCCGACCAGGAGCGUUACAAGGACGCAACUCCCUUCAUGGUCAAAUGCAGAGGCUGCAAGGGCCAAGUCGCCUACGCACCCAUGUACGAAAGAAGCGCAUCAAUCCUCCAACCAGCCGGCCCGUCGUGUCCUGCAUGUUCUUUCACUUUCUCGAUUCCAUCUCUUCUCUGCCAGCUGGAGCACCAGAUCCGCGCUCACAUCUCCAAAUACUACGAAGGCUGGCUAGUUUGCGACGAUCCAACGUGCGAUAACAGGACGCGGAUGAUGAGUGUCUACGGCAAGAGAUGCCUGAGGAGUGGGUGCCGAGGCAAUGUUGGAUUCGAAUACUCUGAUGCUGCUUUGUAUAAUCAACUCCGCUACUACGCUUUCCUCUUCGAUUCGAAGAAAGCUCUCCAAGCGGCACCGAAGAGUAUCAAACAAGACGAACUAAAAAACCUUGCCGCUACCAAUGCUGAGUUCCUAUUCAUCAUGGGCGAAGUCGUAGAGAAAUAUCUUGACCAAUGUGGGAGGAGAUGGGUUGAGCUUGACAAGCUGUUUUCCUUUAUGCGUAUGUGA